UUGGUAAAAACAGUUCUUCCAGAAUGGAGGAAAUUUUGUCUGCUUUUUCCACAAGUAAAUUGUUUUUCUUUUUGGGGGGAUAAUGGGAAAGAAAUAAAUUAAUUUUCUUUGGAGGGCAAUGACCUACGUUUUGUUUGUGGAAAAGGAAAUUCCAGAAUUCUCCCUCUCUCUUUUUCUUUUCUUCUCUUUUUUCUACCAUCAUAGUCUGAACCCCUUAGCCCCUGUGUGACACUGACAUCGAGAUGAUGGGUCAUCCUGCCACUUCCCUGAUUUGCUUAGUGCUGCACUUAGUAAGAGGUGUUUUUCUCUGAUUUAUUCAUUGAUUGAUUCUCUCAGCAAAUAUUUAGUAAGUGACAAAACAGUCCUAAAGCCUAAGCGUUGCGUGGGAGAUUGUUUAUUGCAGUGAAACCACUUUCUUUGGGAAUUUAAGACAAGUGAAGGAGGAAAAACAGAUGAUUUGUCAAUGCAUAAUAGGUCAUGCAGUCAACAAAAAUGUAUUGACUGACUACUCUGUGCCAGGCAUUGAUUACACAUAUAUUGAUGAAAAGGACAUACUGAUGAAAAGAAAAACACAAAAAUUCCUACCUUUAUGAAUCUCACAUUUUAGUAGAUGUUGGGGGAGACUAUCGAUAAGUAAAAUUAAAAUCAUGUUAGUGACGAUAAGCAGUACAGAGGAAAACAUGAUGGAUGAAGGAAUUACUGGGGAACGAUGGUGGAGGAGUGAGAAUAUUGUAUUCGUUAUCUAUUGCCGUGUAACAAAUUUCCCCACAACUGUGUCUCAGAGCAACAAUCAUUUGUCAUCUCCCAACUUUCUAGGUCAGGAAUCCAGGUUGAUCUGGGUCCUCUGGAACACAUGCUGCAGUCAAAGUGUCUAUUGGGACUAACCAUCUCAAGCCUUGCAUGGGGGAAGAUUCUCUUCCAAGCUCAAUCACAUGGGGCUAGGGGAAAGGACUUGAAUCUGAAAUAGCAUCCCUGUCAGUUCUGUUCUGUCCUGGGAAGUCUACAAGGAAGCAAAACCUCCGUGGAAGAGAAGGGAGGCAGCAGGCACUGGAGGUGAAAGUCUGCGGCAACGAGUAUAUCUUAACUGAAAACUUAAAUCAACAGAUAGGAAUAGAACUAUUACUAUUACGAAAUCCACCUGGAUGCUUGAAGGACAUAGGAAAGGAUGAGCUAUUACGGCAGCAGCUAUCCGAUUGUAAACGUGGACCCCAAAUACCCAGGCUACCCCCCAGAGCACAUCAUAGCUGAGAAGAGAAGAGCCAGAAGACGUCUGCUCCACAAAGAUGGCAGCUGUAAUGUGUACUUCAAGCACAUUUUUGGAGAAUGGGGGAGCUACGUGGUUGACAUUUUCACCACCCUCGUAGAUACCAAGUGGCGGCACAUGUUUGUGAUAUUUUCUUUAUCCUAUAUUCUCUCCUGGUUGAUAUUUGGCUCUAUCUUCUGGCUCAUUGCCUUUCAUCACGGUGAUCUGUUAAAUGAUCCAGACAUCACACCUUGUGUUGACAACGUCCAUUCCUUCACAGGGGCGUUUUUAUUCUCCCUGGAAACCCAGACCACCAUAGGUUACGGUUACCGCUGUGUCACUGAAGAAUGCUCUGUGGCCGUGCUCACGGUGAUCCUUCAGUCCAUCUUGAGCUGCAUCAUAAAUACCUUCAUCAUUGGAGCCGCCUUAGCCAAAAUGGCAACCGCUCGAAAGAGAGCCCAAACCAUUCGGUUUAGCUAUUUUGCACUCAUAGGGAUGAGGGACGGGAAACUUUGCCUCAUGUGGCGCAUUGGUGAUUUCCGACCAAACCACGUGGUAGAAGGCACAGUGAGAGCCCAACUUCUCCGCUACACAGAAGACAGCGAAGGGCGGAUGACGAUGGCCUUUAAAGACCUAAAGUUGGUUAAUGAUCAGAUCAUUCUUGUCACACCAGUAACUAUUGUUCAUGAAAUUGACCAUGAGAGCCCUCUGUAUGCCCUUGACCGAAAAGCAGUGGCCAAAGAUAACUUUGAGAUUUUGGUGACAUUUAUCUAUACUGGUGAUUCCACGGGGACUUCCCACCAAUCCAGAAGUUCCUACGUUCCCCGAGAAAUUCUCUGGGGCCACAGGUUCAAUGACGUCCUGGAAGUUAAGAGAAAGUAUUACAAGGUGAACUGCUUACAGUUUGAGGGGAGCGUGGAAGUCUAUGCCCCCUUCUGCAGUGCCAAACAACUGGACUGGAAGGACCAGCAGCUCCACAACAUGGAAAAAACCCCUCCGGUCCGAGGACCCGGCCCGUCAGACACCAAGGUCAGAAGAAGGUCAUUUAGCGCGGUUGCCAUUGUCAGCAGUUGUGAAAACCCGGAGGAGACCACCACCUCGGCCACGGAUGAGUGUAAGGAAGCACCUUAUCAGAAAGCUGUCUUGACUUUAAAUAGAAUCUCUGUAGAAUCCCAAAUGUAGUUCAAAUUGUGAUCACGAGGGCUCCCACCCAAUCAUUUUACUCUGUAGCCAGUCACCUCGAGGCGAGUAGUUAUACAAGGGCUUUUAAGGGAUGUUAUAGCUAUGUGCCAUGGUGAUGGGGAUAGGAAGAACAUGUUAAAUCUGGUGAAAAAUCAUCUAAACAUGACAUAGUACCCAAUUGUUUAAACUCUUUUUUUUUUUUUUGCUAGCAAAUUUUGUAUUAGGGAUGCUAUUAAGAGCCUACUUGAUUAGUUUAAAUUUCAUCUCCUUUUAUUACACCAUAUAGUUGUAUCUUCAAUAGGGGGUAUGGUAUUCAGUAAUGGAGAACAAAGGUAGGGUACUGGAAUAAAUAAAAAUAGGAAGAUGGGCAGCCAGCAUAAAUAACACAUUUUUUACAUCGAUAGUAGUUUCCCAUAAAAGCAUCUUGUCAUCCAACCAAGGUAUGCGAGAAAUGCAUCCAGUAGAUUGUAACGUUAAGAUAUUUAACUGAAGUCACCUGGCAGGUUUGAUGUUUGCCCCUCAUAGUGUCUUGUUAUCAGUGGAAAGAAGCAGACACCUGCCACUUACCCAGGUAAUGAUCGUUGAGUGCUAGAAGUUGGUUUGUUUUGUUUUGUUUUGUUUUUUCUAACUGAUACAGCAGAAGAAGAGUGGACAUGAUUCAGAGCAGUAUUUCUCUCUUAAAUGCCUUGGUUGACUGCAACAAAGAAAGGGCUUUAUGUAGAAGAGCAGAAAUAAGGCAAUGAACAAUAAGGGGCUUCCUUUGCCCACCUCUCGUCUUCUCUUGGAAGAUGGAGCCGUUUGUGUGUGUGUGUGUGUGUGUGUGUGUGUGUGUGUGUGUGUGGCAUGGCGGGGUGGGGAGCAUAUUGGAGGGAGGGCAGGGGAAAGAUACUUAUGUGUACCCAGAAGCAGUUAGGUAUGCUUCCUGUCUUGGUCACUUUACAGGACAUAAAUGACUUGAAUUCUAGAUUUUAAGAAACUCUUCCUUUGAACUUGGAACAAUCAUGUAGAUAGAAGAUUUUGUGAAAUAGAAUUAAUGUGAUUUUUAUGCAUAUUAUUAAAUGGAUAAGCUAAGUGCUAUGGAAUUGCUUAAAUUUUAGGACAUGAGAUAAAUUUGUAUGCUCUGUUUCUGUGUUAAAAGAUGUUAAUCAUGGUUACUUUAAGCCCAAUCCCUUAUGAGUAAAAAGACACUUUAAGCUUUCUGAAUCGAACAGUUAAAGGGUGCCUGGGUGGUUCAGUCGGUUGAGCAUCCGACUUCGGCUCAGGUCAUGAUCUCACAGCUCGAGAGUUCGAGCCCUGCAUCAGGCUCUGUGCUGACAGCUCAGAGCCUGGAGCCUGCUUCAGAUUCUGUGCCUCCCUCUCUCUCUGCCCCAACCCACUCGCAUUCUGUCUCUGUCUCUCUCAAAAAUAAAUAAACAUUAAAAAAAAUUUAAAUCAAACCGUUAUUAGCUGCAUUCAGAGUUAUCUGUUUUCUUUCUUUUUUUACGUUGCUGCUGAGCUGACAAUAAGUAUAUGCCCCAGUGUUUCUUUGUUUAUUUUAUUUAAAUAUAUGUACACACAGUUUUUGCUUUCUCUGGAAAAGCUCCCUAUCCCCCUCUCUCCAUUUAAAUUAAAGCACACAAGUAAAUUGAACUGAAUCAUAUAGUCUGUGCUUACCAAUAAAAGUGAAAUAGGUAGGUAUGUGAAGUGUUUUUCUUUUUUUUCUUCUUCUUUUUUCUUUUUUCCAUCCUCCCUUCCUCCCUUCCUUUUCCUCUUUUUCUUUUGACUAUGAGCAAUGAAGUUACUUUCUAAAUGCACAUGUGCAAAUCUUUUAUUCCUGUUGUUUUAUGGAUAAGGGUUUUGCUCAGGUCCCAAGUUGUAAAACUGUCCUGAAGCUUAAUAUCAGAGAUCUAAAGAAUGCAAUUUUUUUUCCUAUUUGGCUUCAGAAAUGCAAAACCCAUUUUUAAAAUUACACAUGCAUUGCAGAUUUGGAUUUGUAGCCGCGAUUACUCAGCUAAAUUAGAGUACUACGGUCUACCAAGUAGCAAACAACCAGCACCACGACAGAUCCAAAUGCCCUUCCCCUGACUUUUUAAGCUCGUUUCACACACAUCUAGUUUCACUUCAUUUUGCCUUGCUUCCUAGACUCUGCCUAGCCAUGAUUCUGGUUUUGUUAGUAUCAGAAUAGACGUAUCAAUGAGUACAUUCUGCUGUGCUCUGUCUCCACCAUUAAGACCUCCUACCCAGAAUAAAAUGUAAAAUAGACAUUCACAUGUAACAUUUGUCCCUAAUUUUCUGUUUAGAUUUAUAACAUACUUUGAUGCCCCAACGAGUUACUUAAUAAUAAAGAUCUCAAAGUAAUGCAAAAA
Messenger RNA from Felis catus (domestic cat), 4770 nucleotides. It is a transcript of the gene KCNJ16, whose product is annotated as potassium inwardly rectifying channel subfamily J member 16. The coding region runs from base 1166 to 2425 and encodes 419 amino acids. Gene Ontology annotation, cellular component: plasma membrane. Gene Ontology annotation, molecular function: inward rectifier potassium channel activity. Gene Ontology annotation, biological process: potassium ion import across plasma membrane; regulation of monoatomic ion transmembrane transport. The transcript is spliced from 3 exons. The record is from RefSeq and is a predicted model, not a curated record. NCBI's taxonomy places the organism in Eukaryota, Metazoa, Chordata, Mammalia, Carnivora, Felidae.